Messenger RNA from Neofelis nebulosa (Clouded leopard), 2808 nucleotides. It is a transcript of the gene RNF180, whose product is annotated as ring finger protein 180. Gene Ontology annotation, molecular function: ubiquitin conjugating enzyme binding; ubiquitin protein ligase activity; metal ion binding. The transcript is spliced from 7 exons. Gene Ontology annotation, biological process: norepinephrine metabolic process; serotonin metabolic process; protein polyubiquitination. The record is from RefSeq and is a predicted model, not a curated record. The coding region runs from base 266 to 2008 and encodes 580 amino acids. Lineage: Eukaryota; Metazoa; Chordata; Mammalia; Carnivora; Felidae. Gene Ontology annotation, cellular component: endoplasmic reticulum membrane.
CUCCGGGCCCCGCAGGGCACGCCUCGCCGAGAGGGUCUGGCCUUCACCGGCCCUGAGCGGCCUCGGCUGCUCGGGCGGCUGCUCCUCCCCCAGGUAGGACUGCUGGAGGGCUGGCCUGGCCUGGCCGCGCCGCCCCCCACCCCGGGCCUCAGGUGAUGUGGCCACGGUGGUUUAACUUUCGCACUUGAGGCUCUCCGUGGAGUCCUCGGGGCGCGACCGGAGGCGGGGUGGAAUUACACCAGGUCUGGAAACGUGAGCCAGGGCGAUGAAAAGAAAUGAAGAAUUGAUAACUAAAAAUCACAAUCAAGAAGACAUAAGUAUUCUUCGUUGUUGGAAAUGUAGAAAAUGUAUAGCAAGUUCUGGUUGUUUAAUGAGAUAUCUUGAGAAUCAAGUGAUUACGGAUAGACAUGAUUCAGCUGAUGAUCAAAAUAUUUGUCAUGUGUGGCACAUGGAUAUAGAAGCUCUUCCAGAAUGGAUAAACUGCCUAAUACAAAAAGCCCAGUGGACAGUUGGAAAACUGAAUUGCCCUUUCUGUGGGGCCCGUUUAGGGGGCUUUAAUUUUGUCAGCACUCCAAAAUGUUCCUGUGGCCAGCUUGCAGCUGUACAUCUCUCUAAGAGCCGGACUGAUUAUCAGCCAACACAGGCAGGCCGACUAAUGAGACCAUCGCUGAAAUACUUGUCACAUCCUAGAGUUCAGUCAGGUUGUGACAAGGAAACUCUGCUCACAGGUGGCACCUCCAAAAACAGAAAUCACAGGCUUUUAAAUAUGGCCCAAAAUAAUAAUGGCCCUGGAAGAUUAACAGAAGCACUCUGCCUGGAGGUACGGUCAACAUAUUUUCAGAUGAAGAAUGAAAAACUGCUCUUCAAAGCAUCAGAUCCAAAAUACCAGCUUUUUGUUCCUCAGCUUGUGACGGGCAGAUGCACUACAAGAGCUUUUCAUAGGAAAUCACAUAGUUUGGAUCUGAACAUCAGUGAGAAACUGACAUUAUUACCCACUUUAUAUAAAAUACAUAGUAAGACUGCUGCCUGUCCCAGGCUAAAUGAAACACAGCCUAUUCACCUUUCAGGCUUGCCUUUAGAAUCUAGUAAAAAUAACUGUUCCUUUCAGAUUUCAUCCAAUUUUGAUCCUAAUAUGCUGCUGCAAAGAUUUUCAGUGACUCCCCGUGAGACCCAGACACAAAGAGGAGGAGAAUUUCAGUGUGGUCUAGAAGCUUCAGCAGUGUACACUGACCAUGCUAGUUCUAACAACCUGACUUUCCUGAUGGACCUGCCCUCAGCUGGUCGGAACAUGAUAGAGGCCUCGGACCAGGAAGAACACCUCUCUCCACUGGACUUCCUGCGCUCGGGCACUUUCUCAUUGGGUGCCAUUAAUCAGAGGCUCAAUAAAAGAGAAAGGAGCAAGUUGAAAAAUCUGAGAAGGAAACAACGAAGGCAUGAAAGAUGGCUACAGAAGCAGACUUUGAAUAAUGAGAUGAGUACAGAUGAUGACAAUGAAUAUGCAGAAGAAAAGGAAAGUUACAUCUGUGCAGUAUGCCUGGAUGUUUAUUUCAACCCAUACAUGUGUUACCCUUGCCACCAUAUCUUCUGUGAGCCCUGCUUACGGACUCUUGCCAAAGACAAUCCUGCAAGCACUCCCUGCCCGUUGUGCCGGACAAUUAUUUCCAGAGUCUUUUUCCAGACAGAACUGAACAAUGCCACAAAAACAUUCUUUACUAAAGAGUAUUUGAAAAUAAAACAAAGCUUUCAGAAAUCCAGCUCUGCAAAAUGGCCUCUCCCAAGCUGCAGGAAAGCAUUCCACCUUUUUGGAGGUUUCCACAGACGUGCAGCCCCAGUUACAAGGAGGCAGUUCCCACAUGGUGCACAUAGAAUGGAUUAUCUGCACUUUGAGGAUGACAGCCGCGGAUGGUGGUUUGACAUGGAUAUGGUGAUCAUCUAUAUUUAUUCAGUGAACUGGGUCAUUGGAUUCAUUGUUUUUUGCUUUCUUUGCUAUUUUUUCUUUCCAUUUUAGGAAUUUUCAUACUUUACUACAGUUGAACAAUCACAAAUGAUGUAGAUAACAAUUAAACAUUUUUAAAAUGAGAUUUUAUAAUGUUGCAUUGUAUAAAUUGUUGGUGUUUAUAGAAAGUCUGAGAACAAUGGACUUAUUUAUUAAUGUUUUUCAUGUAACAAACUAAGGUUUAUUCAGGAACUAGUCUGUCUAGCACUUAGCAGUGAUGCACUGUUGAUUUCCUAGUUCCUCUUGGUUUAGGAUUUAUGGGCUCUAAUUUUACAAUACCAGUUUUAUGCUUAAUUGUAAAGACUGAGGUUUCCCCUCCUUGUAAAAAUACAAAACAAAAUUAUAAUCUGGGUAGAUAGUAUCUUUAUUGACAAAAUAUUUAGCCAAUCGCCACUUAUUCUUAGUCAAAUUAUGUGCAUUAAAGAUAAGUUAUAUUUCCUGGGAACUAAUCUAGCAGGGUAUACUCAGUUUUGGUUUCCAAUUAUCUCUGCUUAUUUCCCGUUCUGUUAUCAGGAAAGCUGGCUGUUUUUUUACAUAGACCUAAUAAUAGCUAGCAUUAGUACAACAUGUUUUAUUAUUAUAAGAACAGAAUAGUAAAUGCAAAAAAUCUGAGACUGAUCCCCACCAAUAGAAAGAGAAAUAUAUUAACUUUCCGAAUUGCAGGAUUACUCAUUUGAGGAUAUAAAAAAUUUACCAAUUUUCAGUAGUCUAAAAGAGCAGUGCAUGUCCAAAAUGUAUCUAAUUUAGUAAUUUAAUGCAGAGAUUGUCAAAUAUACUGUAAAUGUGCAAUAAAAAGUGGCUUUUAAAUUUUU